CGUAGAAUCUAGAGUUUGACUACCUUGCCUGUGGAGGUCAUUGGUGAGAUAUUGUCUCGUCUAGGAAUUGCUCGAUAUGUGGUCAGAGCUUCUCUAACUUGUCGGAAGUGGCGUGAAGCUUUCCGGAAGCACCUUCAUACACUUUCGUUUAAUGUUGCUGAUGAUAAGCCUGUCUACAGUUGCUACUGCUAACUUGGAAGUGUUGAUCGCGAAGACCUUAUUUCAAACAACUGGUUUGCGAAAACUAACUAUUUUGAUGAACAAAAAGCACAAGUUUUCUUCUGGUUCAGUUGUGGGUUGGUUAUUUUUCGUGCGGGAAACUUUGUUGGAGUUGUUUUAUAAGAUAAUGAGGUUGAACCGAAUUUCCAAAGAUUCCCUUGCUUGACAUCACUUUCUCUAAGACGUGUAUGCAUUUUUGUGGAGGAUCUAAACUCACUUCUUUCGGCUCUUCCCAAGCUAGAGCGCUUGGAACUUAGUAAACUCAUUCUACGGGGUAUAAAUGAUGAGGUUGAUCCAGAAGAUAUAACAAUCAAAUUGUGUUGUUCAACGUUCAAGUCUCUUAUUCUCAGUGAUUUUGAACAAGAAGAGUUUAUUGGGGAAACUAUCUAUUUUGAUGAACAACAAGCACAAGUUCUCAGCUGGUUCAGUUUUGGGUUGGUUAUUUUUCCUCCGGGAAACUUUGUUGGAGUUGUUUUACAAGGUUAGCACUUCUCCUAGCAUUAAUGUUCUUGAUAUAUGUGGAAGGCAGAGACUUCAAACCUUGAGUUUGUGUGAAUACACAAUUAAUGGGGUUGAACCGAACUUCCAAAGAUUCCCUUGCUUGACAUCACUUUCUCUAAAGCGUGUAUCCAUUUCUGCGGAGGAUCUAAACUCACUUCUUUUGGCUUUUCCCAAACUGGAGCGCUUGGAGCUUAGUAAUCCCAUCAUACGGACUAUAGAUGAUGCGGUUGAUUCAGUAGAUAUAACGAUCAAAUUGCAUUGUCCUACAUUCAAGUCUCUUGUUCUUAAGAACGUUGAACAAUCAAAGUUUAUUUUGGAGAAUGGUUGUAUUGAGUGUGUGGAUGUGAAUCACUGCUAUUUUGGUUCAUUUAAGGUCCGUGGCAGCAAAAGUUUGACGCACUUCAAAUUUGUUCAGUCAGAGGCUCAGAUUCUAGAUAUUGAAGAGGGAGACAAGCUGGAGGUUUUAGAAUUUGUAGCCUCUCAUGUUAAUCACUCAAAUUUAUUUCCGAUGAAGAUACACACACCAAGGUUGAGAACAUUUCGAAUAUGGGGUUUUAGUGAGGCACCAGAUUGUGGUUUUGAAAUAGAUGAAGAAAGAUCAUAUAUAGCUGUGGAUUCUGAUCAAAUUUCUGCUUGUUCCCCACAGCUUAGACAUCUGGCAAUAUUUUUUGAAGGUGGUGAACGUUGUGAUCAUGCGUUUGGGGGAUUAUCUUACAUGGAGAAUGUGGUGCUUUUGGAGAUCGGAUGGGAUUCCUUUGACGGCUUCUGGGAAUUGGUAGAGAAGGUGCUGAAGUAUUGUCCAAAUGUUAGGAAGUUGGUUGUCCAUGGGAUGGUUCCAAGAAGGCAAGAUGAAAAGUUUUUGGAGCUCUUUGGUCAACACACGACAUCAAUGGUUGAAACGAUGAGGAAGUAUCAACACAUUCAACUGCAGAUUCUGUACUCCUAUGAUUUUGAUUCCAGCAAUCCUCUUACAGACAGAUGGCUUCUUCUGUGAAUGGGCAGAGAGGGUGUUCAAGUGUUGUCGAAAUGUCGCGAAGUUGAUUCUCCUCCCAAAGAGGCUCUUGUUCUUUGCCCUUUCGGAGCAUUUGAAGGACAUCGGCCAUCACGGGUCAUCCGGUUGCUCAAGUUCUGUUUGCUCGUAGAGGGCCAUUCUGGUCAUCUCAGUUUGUGGAAACCUCUGUGUUCUUUUUUUUUUAUCUUUGAUUUUCUAGCAUCGUAAUCUAAUCG
Cuscuta campestris is the source of this 1947-nucleotide messenger RNA. NCBI's taxonomy places the organism in Eukaryota, Viridiplantae, Streptophyta, Magnoliopsida, Solanales, Convolvulaceae. The record is from the annotation of a GenBank genome assembly.